This is a messenger RNA of Osmerus eperlanus (European smelt), 3867 nucleotides long. It is a transcript of the gene slc1a7a, whose product is annotated as solute carrier family 1 member 7a. Bases 391 to 2127 code for a protein of 578 amino acids. NCBI's taxonomy places the organism in Eukaryota, Metazoa, Chordata, Actinopteri, Osmeriformes, Osmeridae. The record is from RefSeq and is a predicted model, not a curated record. Gene Ontology annotation, biological process: L-glutamate transmembrane transport. Gene Ontology annotation, molecular function: L-glutamate transmembrane transporter activity; glutamate:sodium symporter activity; neutral L-amino acid transmembrane transporter activity. Gene Ontology annotation, cellular component: plasma membrane. The transcript has 11 exons.
UGUGGGAUGCUUAGUUCCGUGUGGAGUGACAGAGAGCGAGCAAGUCGGUAGAGCAGUAAAAAAAAAAAAUAUUCAAGGAGGACAAACGGCCAACUACCUGGGCUCUUUUUGUGUCUUCGUCUGCAAACCGAUAUCAGUUUCACUCUUUUGUUUCCCUCUUUUGAUUUUGUAUUCCAUUCUUCACUUUCCCCUCAUUUGCAUUUGUCUUGGGUCUUCUAUUCCCUCGUCCCCCCCAUCCUUCUGUCUUUCUUUUGAUCUUCACCGGGCUUCUAUAUCUCCCUCACUUCCUCUCCAUUCAUCCGUCCAUUGUCUGAGUCUGUGGCUCUCUAUGGCCGAGUGAGCAAGGUUGCCCGGCUGGACUGAGGGGGUGUCUGUGAGGUUAGGACCAGAAUGGCCGUGGCACUGGAUGAAGUUUGGGGGCGGGUGAAGAAUGUGUGCAAGCAGAACGGACUCCUCAUCCUGUCCGUGUUGGCCGUGGUUAUCGGCUGUCUACUGGGCUUUUUCCUCAGGGGAAAGCAGCUCUCUGAGCAGGAGGUAAAAUACUUCCAGUUUCCAGGAGAGCUUCUUAUGAGGAUGUUGAAAAUGCUGAUUCUUCCACUGGUCGUUUCCAGUUUAAUGUCAGGGCUGGCAGCCCUAGAUGCCAAGUGCUCCAGCCGCCUGGGCAUCAUGACCGUGUCCUACUACCUAUGGACCACGUUUGUGGCGGUGGUGGUUGGCAUUGUCAUGGUCUCCAUCAUCCACCCAGGUGGCGCCGCCCAGAAGGAGGAAUCCGAGGAAAGCAGCAAGCCAAUCAUGAGCUCCGCUGAUGCCCUGUUGGAUCUCAUUCGAAACAUGUUCCCAGCCAACCUGGUUCAAGCUACUUUUCAACAGUACCGAACCCAGAGUAUUCCCAUCAUGAAAUCUCCCAAGCCUACGGUGGGACAGGACCUCACAGAGAGCACCACGCGCAGGGUCUUCAUCUACGGUGUCCAAGACGACAACGGCACCGACAUCCAGAACUUCUCCCUGGACCUGACGCCCCCGCCGGACAUCCUGAUGCGUACGCUCCCUGGCACGAGCGACGGCAUGAACGUCCUGGGGAUCGUCAUCUUUUCCGCCACCAUGGGCAUCAUGCUGGGUAGAAUGGGGCCCAACGGCAGCGCCUUGGUCAACUUCUGUCAGAGCUUGAAUGAAGCCGUCUUGAAGAUUGUGGCCAUUGUCAUCUGGUAUUUCCCCUUCGGCAUCGUGUUCUUGGUGGCCGGGAAGAUCCUGGAGAUGGAUGACCCGUCUGCCAUGGGUAAGAAGCUGGGCUUCUACGCCAUCACGGUGGUGAUGGGCCUGAUACUGCAUGGCCUCUUUAUCCUGCCGGCCAUGUACUUCUUCAUCACCAAGAAGAGCCCCAUCGUCUACAUCAGGGGCAUCCUGCAAGCUCUGCUUAUCUCCCUCGCCACGUCGUCAAGCUCCGCCACGCUGCCUAUCACCUUCAAGUGCCUCCUGGAGAACAACCACAUCGACAGGCGCAUCAUCCGCUUUGUGCUCCCCGUGGGCGCCACCAUCAACAUGGACGGCACCGCUCUCUAUGAAGCUGUGGCGGCCAUAUUUAUUGCCCAGGUCAACAACUAUGAGCUGGACUUUGGCCAGAUCAUCACCAUCAGCAUCACGGCCACAGCUGCUAGCAUUGGUGCUGCAGGAAUUCCACAGGCAGGCCUGGUCACCAUGGUGAUUGUGCUAACAUCAGUGGGUUUGCCCACUGAUGACAUCACGCUCAUCAUUGCCGUGGAUUGGGCUUUGGAUCGUUUCCGCACCAUGGUGAACGUGAUGGGGGACGCCUUGGCUACGGGUAUUAUGGCUCACAUCUGUAGAAAAGACUUUGUGAAAGAGGGGGAGCAGGUGCCUCUGAUCUGCGAGACCAAGCCCAUGAUCAGCAUCCAGCAGAUGAUGACCUACCAGAACCAGAAGAACGGCUGCUACCAGCCCCCCCCUCCGGGGGUCAAGCAGGACCACCUGUCCCCUGAUGUGGCCCGUCUGAUCCAGCUGGAGGAGGGGGUCCGGCCAGCUGAGAAGAAGAAACACACCCACCACAGACGGGAGCACAAGGAUAAGGAACACUGCUCCAUAGACAUGAAUGGGCUGGAGACAAACGUAUAGAACACUACCCCACCCCGCCACCCACAUAGUUAACACCACAGGGACAUGGAGGCAUGGGUCAGUGCUGGGCUUACCUCUCUCACCCUGCAAGGUGACACCCACCUACUGUGGAUUACAGAGGACCUGAUGGUCAGACUUUAAUCUGCUUUACGACCCACAUAUGAUUGUUUAGGUUUUGUGUAUAUAUUUACCUGAUAUAUUUAACUUGCACCAGCAGUGUGGGAGAAAAAGCAUGCUGGUAGACUUUUUGGAUAUAACAAACGGGUAAAAAGGGAGGGAUUGUGGAAAAGGUUGGCAAUUUACUGGAGCUGCCUAUGGGACAGCUGAGCUGGUACUUUGACCUAUCAUCUGUGGCUUAACGAUCAAACUAAAUGGCCAAACACGUCCAUGUGAGUCUGUCUCCUGCCGUCAGGUGUUUGUGAAACAGUCAACUUAUGGACAAACAGGAGGAGCUUGCUCUUGGUCUUGUUUUCUUUUUUGUUGUUGCUUUGGUCUAAUAUUAACAUUUGUUUGGUAUUUUGGGACAGGGUAUUUUCAUUUGUAUUCUUUUUAUAAUUUUUUUGUCAUUCAGUUCUUCUCUUUUGGAACAACAUCAUCUAAUUCUUGAAGGUAAAGUAGCCUCAAAGCCCCUUCCAUGCAGGAUGGAUGCAGGCUUGUGGUUGGUUUUACAUUCAGCUGAUUACCGUCAGGGUCAUCAUGUCUCAUUCAUGAAAUGUUGUCAACAGAUAAUAUAUAUAAUAUGCCCCCCUCCUUUCCAAAAACAAACAGGUUCAUAACGACAAGGUUGAAUUUCAAACAAGGAGGUAAAAAAAAUAGCCAUACUGUAGGUUAAUUUUGUUGAGAUCUGUUUUAAGACUGUUUUAAGAUAUGAAGGAUUUAUCCCAUCAUCAGAUUUUGCCCCCAGCAAAAUCAGCAAAAUGCCAAUCUGUUUUGCUUACAUUAUUCUCCAAUUUUCCCUGCUUGUCUUCUCCUCCUUGUUACCAUUCCUGUUUUAAUAAGUAGCUACUCUACCGUACCUCUGGUGUUUACACACAAGCUGAACAAAGUAAACAAAUCUGUUGUUGUCUUUGCUGAAUGUUUAAAGUUGUAUCCAUUUUAUUGCCCUGGUUUUCUCUUUGCCUUAAUGACCAAAGGAGAAGCAGACAAGGAGAUACCGUCGGGUGUACAAACCAGACGGCUUCAACAGAACAGUCCUAUUCCUGACAUUGUCCAAGAUGGACAUACUACAUGCUGUACUAGUAUAUGUCCGACAAAUAUAUUUUAGAGUUGGCAUGACCAUGACAGAAGCUUUCAGCAGUCCCCACACUUUUUGUCAUGAAAACAUUUUAAUGUGACUGUCUAAAAGGACUAAUAAAUAAUUUAAUAACCACUCCCUUUGUGAAGGGAAGGAAUGCUAAACAGCCCUGUUGGUAAAAAACAAAACAAUUAUCAAAUCAAUGUUAUGUUGCUGGGGAUCCAAAGAGGCAGUUAUGACUGUGGAGAAGUAAGCUUUGGACUGUAACUAGCAGCCAUGAUACCAAGGCAACCGCACAAACUAAUAGGACUACGUGGACACUGACAGACUGAUAAGCAGAGGAAAACAGAGGUAAGAAGGACAUUCAGGGAGGUUAUUUUGAAUGGCUGCCAGCUUUGAUUUGUUGUCAUUGAACAAAUCCACGUUCUUUCACUUUGGACGACUUUCACAGACAGGUUCAAAGGGGUGCAGAGUGUGCAGUCUCACAACUCUAAGGAGUUUGCAAA